This is a messenger RNA of Passer domesticus (house sparrow), 2908 nucleotides long. RefSeq names its product DEP domain containing MTOR interacting protein (gene DEPTOR). Bases 672 to 1865 code for a protein of 397 amino acids. Gene Ontology annotation, molecular function: protein binding. Gene Ontology annotation, biological process: negative regulation of protein kinase activity; intracellular signal transduction; negative regulation of TORC1 signaling. The record is from RefSeq and is a predicted model, not a curated record. The transcript is spliced from 9 exons. NCBI's taxonomy places the organism in Eukaryota, Metazoa, Chordata, Aves, Passeriformes, Passeridae.
AUGUGGAGAGCAGGAGGGCAGUAACAGUUUUUGAGGUUGAAACCCCAGAUCAGCAGCUUCCUUUCUGCUAACCCGCCCCGCGCUGCAUCUCCAAGGAUCGCUUCCAAGGCGCAGCCCGCUCUACCUGAGCGGGCAGCAGUCGCGUCUCCUCCCGCGCAGUCGGAUCGGCUUCUCCCGAGCUCAGCGCUCCUCCCGGCAGCGCUGAGGGGAGGGCGCGGGACUUCGCCCCCGCGGGAAGCGCUGCGCUCCCCCGUGCGCGGCCGCUUUCCGCCUCCCGGGCCGGGGCAGGCGGGGAGCGCAGAGCAGCGGGCGCUGGGCUCGCAGCCCCCGCCGGGGAGCGGCCCCUUCCCGCGGGGGCAGCGCCGACCCUGCCGUGCGACAGCCGGGGGGGGCCGCUGCUGCCUCGGCGAGCCCGGCUGCGGCGCGGCGGCUGCAGCCAUGUGUUUCUCCGCCUGCCAGUGACACAAUAACACGGGAAGCGGCGGGAGGGAUCCGAGCCUGCCGAGGGGAAAAGUGACCUGAGGCGCUCAGGUGAGCCGGAGCGGCAGCAGGCGGCUGUCGCUGCCCGCCUCCCCGGCGCGGAGCUCCGGAGCUCGGGAGGCGCCCGGAGCCGCCGGGCGGCGAGUCCCGGUGCCCCUCACCGGAGGUGCUGAGCCCGCAGGCCGGCGGCGAUGGAGGAGGGCAUGAGCAGCAUGCAGCAGAAAGCGGCGGAGCUGGAGCACAUGGCCGAGGUCCUGCUCACCGGCGAGCAGCUCCGGCUCCGACUGCACGAAGAAAAGGUCAUUAAGGAUCGGCGACACCACCUCAAAACAUACCCGAACUGCUUCGUUGCCAAAGAGCUGAUUGACUGGCUGAUCGACCACAAAGAGGCCUCGGACAGGGAGACAGCCAUUAAACUGGUGCAGAAAUUACUGGAUCACAGCAUUAUCCACCAUGUCUGUGAUGAGCAUAAAGAAUUCAAGGAUGUCAAACUGUUCUACCGCUUCAGAAAAGAUGACGGGACGUUUCCACUGGACAAUGAGGUGAAGGUGUUCAUGAGAGGACAAAGACUCUAUGAAAAGCUGAUGAGUUCUGAGAACAGCCUUCUGCAAGCCAGGGAAGAGGAAGGCGUGAAGUACGAGCGGACCUUUGUCGCGUCGGAGUUCGUGGAGUGGCUGGUCCAGGAGGGAGAGGCCGCGACGCGCAGCGAAGCGGAGCAGCUCGGCCGCAGGCUUUUGGAGCACGGCAUUAUCCAGCACGUGUCCAACAAGCACCAUUUUAUGGACAGCAACUUGCUCUACCAGUGCAGAAUGAAUUUCCGCCGGCGGCGGCGAUUAAUGGAGCUCCUGACUGAGAAGUCUCGCUUGAUGCCAGAAAGCCAUGACAGCCCGUUUUGCCUGCGCAAGCAGAACCAUGACAACAGGAAGCACACCAGUUUUCUCUCAGUGAGUCCCACCAAGGAGAUAAAGAUCGUGUCGGCAGUGCGGAGGAGCAGCAUGAGCAGCUGUGGCAGCAGUGGGUACUUCAGCAGUAGCCCCACUCUCAGCAGCAGUCCCCCCGUGCUCUGCAACCCCAAAUCUGUAUUAAAGAGACCUGUGACUGCUGAUGAGCUUUUGAUGCCUGGAGCCCCAUAUGUUAGAAAAACUUUUACGAUUGUUGGUGAUGCUGUGGGCUGGGGCUUUGUGGUGAGAGGGAGCAAACCCUGCCACAUCCAGGCUGUGGACCCCAGUGGGCCAGCGGCCGCGGCUGGGAUGAAGGUUUGCCAAUUUGUCGUGUCUGUCAAUGGCCUCAAUGUUCUCCAUGUGGAUUACAGGACAGUAAGCAACCUCAUCCUGACCGGCCCUCGAACAAUUGUGAUGGAAGUGAUGGAAGAAGUGGAGGCCUGAGAAGGCACAAAACACCUCUUGCUGCACAUUUUUGUGAGACAAAUAGCAACAGCCAUGGAGUGUCAUGACACAAGGCAGCAGAAUGUUGCUGUGUCUAAAGAGAUGAUUUUGCUUUUAGGGGAGGGGGCUCUCUUUCCUUUAACAAUAAUAGCACUGGUGAUUAUGCUAAGAUGUGAACAAUAGAUACCAGCUUAUUUUCACUAUGGACUUCUCUGUGCCCAACAGAGACAAGAUCAGGGCCUUCAGGUGGCCUGUCCAGCCAUGGCUGCAUCGGUCAGAACGGUUUCCAGCCUAAGAGGCCGUGCAUAUUUCCUCACAGGCCACUGCUGGAGCAAAGCACUUCAGGAGGUGAAAGAGCCAGGCACUGUGGGGUCAGGGUGUCACAGAUGGUUUCCAUGAGACGCUGACAUGGAUAAACAUUGUCCUGGUCUCCAGCUUUGUCCCUGGAGCACGUGCAGUCACAGCUGCUCUUUCCUUGGGCUGAGGGACAGCUGAUGGAAUUCUGGCUUGAUUGCAGUGAAACACGAAUGAACUGCAAAUGCAUGAGAAAAGGUGUCUGUGCUCUGUAGAGGAUAGUCUGGUAUGAAUGCUUGGGCCUUACUGAUUAAGUGGGUUAGUCUAGAAAGAAAAUGGAAAAGCGUGUGGUCUUUUACAAAAACCGCCUUUGAAAAUUGGUCUUUUGGUUUCAAUGCUUGUGUGCUGGAUUAGGUGCUUGAGCAUAAAAUAUUGAUUUUGAGGUUUUUUCCAUACCUGUAAAGAAAAGGUGCCUCAGUCUUACUAUCCAUCAUUUUGGAGAAAUUUUGGACACCUUAAUUCCCAGAGGAGGAAUAUUUGGCAGGUUGUAGUGGGAAAUUCAGUGUUAGCAUAAGGAAUGAUACAUCCAGAUUCUCCAGUAGCAAAAGCACACUUCAAAUGGAAGCAAUGUACUUGAAUGUACAUGAAGCUUAUCAGCACUUUCCAAUCAUCUGAUGUUUUGCAAAGAACCACCUUCCCUCAUGAGCUGCAUUUGACACUGUUACAAAUAAAACAUUGUAUUUAAAUGA